GUAUUUUGGCAUAGUCAUUGUUUUCUAUACUAGUUCGCCCCUAUUAUCAGAAAACAAUGUCCUAUUUUUGCUCUCCCAGUGAGUGGCUGCCUUUUGCUUUCAUUCUAGUAAAUCUUUAGUUAUGAGUGCACACCUUCCUGUCUACCUUAAUCCCUCCCAUCUCUCUUGUGCUCUCUCUUUCUUUCUUUCUCUCUCUCUCUCUUUCUCUUUCUCUCCACCCAUACUUUUUUGCCUGAGCAACAGAGCAAAGAAAACAGACCUGUUUGUCUUACUGAAACCAGGAAACCAAUCAAAGGCAAGACAAGUAGGAACAAAAAGGGUGACCUGAAGAGAGAGAGAGAGAAGAAGCAGCUCUUUUUCCACGGUGCUGCAUGUAAAUAUACCUGCUCCAUUGACUCUGAGAUUGUAGGAUUUUUAUGCUGCUGAGAUAAAUCCUGGUGGAACAACACCGGAUGCUGUUUGAAGAGGAUAGGAUGCAGUGCACUCAGAUCAACUUGGGGACUCUCAAAGAUUAUUGUACUGACUGCGAGUGUCAGUGUGAUCGAUCAGAAACCUGAACUUUACACAUACUGAAACACGGACGUUUGAGGUACUUUUUGCUUCACUUCACUUCACUUUCAAACACAACCAGGAUCUUUAUGGCAGAAGCUGGUCUAGGAGUCUCAAGAAGCACCAGAAUGAGCUGCAAACCCUUGACUGGUGAAGACCUACGACUAAUGGAGAAGACCCUCAAGAGACUGGAAAGGCUUUCGGAGCUGUGUACGAACCCCCGCCUUGGCCUAAGGAACAGUCCACCAUUUCUGCCAGAUCUGGUUCGAGAGACUUCGACUUUGCUCACGCAGGUCUGGCUGCCCUAUCGAGAUGUCAGGGCAGGAGGAGGCUUGGCUCCACGAGGGGAUGAGGCGAGAUAUAUGAGAAUCCAUAUCAGAAACCUGCUGGAUAAGACAGACCGGGCCAUGCUGCUUUUCAAAGAGGGCCGAGAGAAGAUAUUUGAUGAGACAUCCAGCUACAGGAGGAAUUUGACCAAACUGUCCUUGCUGUUCAGUCACAUGCUGUGGGAGCUCAAGGCUAUGUUUCCAGGGGGAUAUUUUCAGGGUGACACCUACAAAGUGUCUAAGGUGGAAGCAGAUCAAUUCUGGAGGAAAUAUUUUGGAACCAUGUGUAUAGUGCCAUGGAGAAAAUUCAAAGAACAGUUGAAAAGUGCACAUCCAUUUGAGGAAGGGAUGGAGGCCAUGGCUCUGAAAUCAACUAUUGAUCUUACCUGUAAUGAUAACAUCUCAGUGUUUGAGUUUGAUAUUUUCACACGGCUGUUCCAGCCUUGGAAAUCAAUCAUAAGAAACUGGAACCAGCUUGCUGUUACACACCCAGGUUACAUGGCCUUUCUUACUUAUGACCAAGUUGUAGCUCGGCUCGAACACUACCUGCACAGACCUGGGAGCUUCAUCUUUCGUCUGAGCUGCACCAGAAUGGGUCAGUGGGCCAUUGGUCAUGUGACCCUUGACGGCGACAUCAUCCAGACUAUUCCACAGAACAAGCCUCUAUACCAGGCACUCAUCCAGGGCUUCAAGGAGGGCUGCUACUUGUACCCAGACGGCCGUGACAUGAACCCUGACCUGACAAGCUUGUGUGAAACGACCACCAGAGACAAAGUCAAAGUUACAGAAGAGCAGUACGAGAUGUACUGUGAGAUUGGAAGCACUUUCCAGCUGUGUAAGAUCUGUGCAGAGAGGGAUAAGGACAUUCGGAUUCAGCCCUGUGGACAUCUUCUGUGCCAGCCAUGUCUCACGGGGUGGCAGCAGAAGUCAGCCGGCCAAACCUGCCCAUACUGCCGCUGCGACAUCCAAGGGACCGAAUCCAUCCUCAUCGAGCCAUACAUGAAAGUCGGCCAUAGGUGGGGGGAUGAUGGUGAUGAAGAUUAUGAUGAUGACGGCGAGGAGGAUCAUGAGGACAUCGAGGUGGUGGUAAAGGAAAUGGCUGCCCUCCGGAAGUUCUCAAGUUUGGACUCCCAGAUCAACAGUUCUCACCUCAGAGCUCCACCUUUACCCCCUAAAAACACCGCUAACCCAGACUGCCCGUCUCCUAAGCCGUUUAGCAGACAUUCUCAAUCUUAUGAUGCGGCAUCUGAGAGACCAGAGGCGAGCAGUUCUGGAUUCUUUGGCGAAACAGAUUCUUCUUCUUCUUCCUCUCAAAAGGCUGCAGACUGUGCAGCAGCAUGGGCCGGACCUUCCAGUCCAGUCCAAGAGAGAAGACGUAAAGAGAUGGAGAGAGGCGCAGCAAGACUCAGAAAAGACAAAACUGGCUUCGGAGAAAUAACAAGAACUAUGUCCUCCUAAUUGAAC
Gambusia affinis (western mosquitofish) is the source of this 2339-nucleotide messenger RNA. It is a transcript of the gene cblc, whose product is annotated as Cbl proto-oncogene C, E3 ubiquitin protein ligase. Gene Ontology annotation, molecular function: calcium ion binding; receptor tyrosine kinase binding; phosphotyrosine residue binding. Gene Ontology annotation, biological process: negative regulation of epidermal growth factor-activated receptor activity; cell surface receptor signaling pathway. Gene Ontology annotation, cellular component: membrane raft; plasma membrane. Bases 639 to 2333 code for a protein of 564 amino acids. The record is from RefSeq and is a predicted model, not a curated record. The transcript has 14 exons. NCBI's taxonomy places the organism in Eukaryota, Metazoa, Chordata, Actinopteri, Cyprinodontiformes, Poeciliidae.